This is a messenger RNA of Balearica regulorum gibbericeps (East African grey crowned-crane), 1485 nucleotides long. It is a transcript of the gene PLAGL2, whose product is annotated as PLAG1 like zinc finger 2. Lineage: Eukaryota; Metazoa; Chordata; Aves; Gruiformes; Gruidae. The record is from RefSeq and is a predicted model, not a curated record. Gene Ontology annotation, cellular component: nucleus; nucleoplasm. Gene Ontology annotation, biological process: regulation of cytokine production; regulation of immune system process; negative regulation of transcription by RNA polymerase II. Gene Ontology annotation, molecular function: DNA-binding transcription repressor activity, RNA polymerase II-specific; DNA-binding transcription activator activity, RNA polymerase II-specific; RNA polymerase II cis-regulatory region sequence-specific DNA binding.
AUGACGGCAUUUUUUCCCAGUGUUUCCAACUGGAUUCAAGAUGCAAAGCAGGAGGAGGAAGAGACUGGCUGGAAAUUAGUCCCCAGACCAAGAGGUGAAGAGACCGAAAGUCAGGGAAAAUGCCAAUGUGAAAUAUCAGAGACCUCCUUCACUAAUGUGGACAAGCUGAGAACUCACACACUUUCUCAUACUGAGCAGAGACCGUACAACUGCCCUCAGCUGCACUGUGGCAAAGCCUUUGCUUCUAAGUACAAGCUAUAUAGGCAUAUGGCCACGCACUCUGCUCAGAAGCCUCAUCAGUGUAUGUACUGCGAGAAGAUGUUUCACCGGAAAGAUCACCUUCGCAACCACCUGCAGACCCAUGAUCCCAACAAGGAGGCCCUCCACUGUCCUGAGUGUGGCAAGAACUACAACACGAAACUUGGCUUCAGGCGACAUCUGGCCAUGCACGCAGCUGCCAGCGGUGAUCUCAGCUGCAAGGUAUGCCUCCAGACGUUUGAAAGUACCCAAGUCCUCCUGGAGCACCUCAAAGCUCAUUCUAGGCGGGCUUCUGGUGGAGCGAAGGAAAAGAAGCAUCCGUGUGACCACUGUGACAGGCGCUUCUACACCCGGAAAGAUGUGCGGAGACACUUGGUAGUGCACACAGGGCGGAAGGACUUCUUGUGCCAGUACUGUGCUCAGAGGUUUGGGCGGAAAGAUCAUCUGACCAGGCACAUGAAGAAAAGCCACUCCCAGGAACUGCUGAAGAUUAAGACAGAGCCAGUUGACAUGUUGGGUCUCCUCAGCUGCAGCUCAUCUGUGUCAGUGAAAGAAGAGCUGAGUCCCGUCCUUUGCAUGGCAUCCAGAGACAUGAUAGGUGGUAAGAGCUUCCCUGGCAUGUUGCCUGUGGGCAUGUACAGCACACAUCUCCAAACCAUGCCAAGCUCAGGGAUGCCCCAUUCUUUGGUUCCUAAUUCUCUUCCAAUGGGAAUGAGCUAUCCUCUGGAGUCUUCUUCUCCCAUCUCCUCCCCACCGCAACCUCCUCCAAAGUAUCAGCUUGGAUCUACCUCAUAUUUGCCUGAGAAACUACCCAAAGUAGAGGUGGACAGCUUUUUGUCAGACUUCCCUGGCAGCCUGUCUCUCUCAUCUGGUGAGCCUCAGUCCUCUUCGCCUCAGCCGCCCCCCCUGGAUGAGGCUUUGCUUUCCAAGAGCCCUGCUAACCUUUCAGAGGCUCUCUGUGCUGCUAACAUGGACUUUUCUCAUCUUCUUGGCUUCCUCCCCCUAAAUCUUCCUCCUUGCAAUCCACCUGUAUCAUCAGGGGGAUUGGUCAUGGGCUACUCGCAGGGGGAGACGCAGCCACUGCUUACCACUUUGCAACAUCAACCUCAAGAAUCUCCUGGAGCUGGGGCCUCGCUGAACUUUGGGCCCCUUCAUUCAUUGCCCCCUGUCUUCACCUCCAGCUUGAGCACAACCACGCUGCCACGUUUCCACCAGGCAUUCCAAUAA